AGACAAAGGCGCUCGUCUGAAAACGUCAGAUUUACGGUUGACAUGGUUCACAUUCUGCCUGGUUAUCCCAAACAGUCAGACGAAACUCCCGGUCUAGUCCUAUUGGCUUUUUACCUGAGUCUUCCACGAGGGAUUUCGGAAAGCAGUAUCGUCUCUGAGAGAGUAUUACGUGAUAUCGUGAUAAGCCAUAAAGAAAACAUUCAAGAAUCUAUUGGAGGUGAAAUCUUAAGUGUCAAUCGUUUACCAUCUGGCACGGAGCGAGUAAAAGAAAACGACGGAAAGUCAAAACCAACCAACGUUAUUAUCGGCGCUUCGGUAGGCGGUGGAGUACUCUUAAUCAUUAUUGCUGCUGUUCUGAUCGGAUGCAAAAAGAGUAACAGGUAA
Porites lobata is the source of this 384-nucleotide messenger RNA. NCBI's taxonomy places the organism in Eukaryota, Metazoa, Cnidaria, Anthozoa, Scleractinia, Poritidae. The record is from the annotation of a GenBank genome assembly.